Molecule: messenger RNA, 507 nt
Organism: Fomitopsis serialis
Lineage: Eukaryota; Fungi; Basidiomycota; Agaricomycetes; Polyporales; Fomitopsidaceae
Exons: 1
Source: RefSeq, a predicted model, not a curated record
CGUCAAGUUGUCCGGAAGAUGUACCCGCAUUACGAGGACGGCUACUACGAGUAUCCUGUGGACCGCCUCCUCAAGCUUCAGGAUUUCAUCACGGAGGACGCGAUGCACAACCCGGACAUGCUCGAUCGUGACAACAAACCCUGCCUCUUCGUCACAAAGAACGGGAGCGCCACUGGGGUGACCAUUGGUAGCGCCACCGGCGUCUUCUCAUACGUGCGAGAGUACUGCGGGGACGGCACUAAGCAGACAUCGGUGGAAUGGUCCAUUCUGCCGUACGACAGAAAAUCUGGCGACUUCUCCGCCGCUGGCGAUUCUGGCUCUGUCAUUGUUGACAGGCGCGGACGUAUCGGCGGCCUCCUCACUGGCGGUACUGGCGACCCCCACACUGGCGAUACUAGCGAUACCGAGUCCACCGACAUCACGUACGCGACGCCCUUCGCCUGGCUCUUCCAGCGUAUCAAGGCCAACGGGUUCCCGGACGCCCACCUCCACCCGGUCAUUGCCUAG